GCGCCAGCAGAAGCAAUCGCGGGGAAGAGAAGGGAGAGAUCCACGCUGUGUUUUCCGCUCAGGACCGAAUUUUCUCCCUUCGUCUGUCUGGCUUCUACUACUAACCACCAAUUCCUUCCUUCUUCCUCAUUUCUUCAUCUCCUCAUUCAGUUUUGCUUCCGAGGUUCAUCCAUGGCGCCGUGCCGCAAUCUUAUCGCCUAAUAAUUGGAUCUACUUCAUUUCUUUCCUCGCAUCGCCAUCCUUCUGCCGCUGGUUGAUUCGAUCUGAUCUCUGAGCUGGCAGUGGUAGAAACAAAAAUGUCUUCGGUGAAGACCGCUCGGUCCAGGUCGGCUCCGGUGAAGGAGAAUGGAGCCGUCAAGACGGAGGAAGGACUCACCGCCUUCAAGUCCGAUAAGUUCGAUGCGGAUGCUUAUGUCCAGUCCAAAUGCUCUCUCAACGAGAAGGAAAUAAGGCAAUUGUGCUCGUAUCUUUUGGAUUUGAAGAAAGCUUCGGCUGAAGAAAUGCGGAAAAGUGUGUAUGCAAAUUAUACCUCUUUUAUACGUACAUCGAAAGAGAUAUCAGAUUUGGAGGUAGAGCUUUCAUCUAUCAGAAGCCUGCUUUCCACUCAGGCUACUUUGAUUCAUAGUUUAGCAGAGGGUGUUCAUAUUGAUCAACUGUCUGAAAAGAGUUCAGAAGAAUCCUCCGUAAAUAGUUUACUAAACAGUGAAGACAGAGAACCUUCUGACUUGGAGAAAUGGUCCAUUGAAUUCCCUGAUCUCCUUGAUGUCUUAUUAGCUGAGAGGAGAGUGGAUGAAGCUCUUGUGGCAUUUGAAGACGGCGAGCAUAUAGUUUCCGAAACAAAAGAGGCUAAAACAUUGAGUCCUGGAGUUCUCAGGUCUUUGGAGACUGCAAUCAUGAAACGGAAGCAAAAGUUAGCUGAUCAGCUUGCUGAAGCAGCAUGCCAACCUUCAACCCGAGGCACUGAACUCCGUGCAGCCGUAGGAGCUCUUAAAAGCCUUGGAGAUGGCCCUCGCGCUCACAGUUUGUUACUCAGUGCACAUUUUCAGAGGUAUCAAUAUAACAUGCAAAGCCUCCGGCCUUCAAGCACUUCUUAUGGAGGAGCAUAUACUGCUGCACUCUCCCAGAUAGUUUUCUCGGCUAUUGCUCAAGCUGCUACUGAUUCUUUGACCAUUUUCGGGAAAGAGCCAGCAUACACUUCUGAGCUUGUGAUGUGGGCUAGUAAGCAAACAUAGUCUUUUGCUGUCCUUAUUAAGAGACAUGCUUUAGCAUCAUCGGCAGCUGCAGGUGGUUUACGAGCUGCUGCAGAGUGUGUACAGAUAGCUUUGGGCCAUUGCUCUUUAUUAGAAGCGCGUGGUCUGGCAAUUUGUCCUGUGCUUUUGAAACUCUUUAGGCCUAGUGUUGAACAAGCAGUGGAUGCUAAUCUGAAACGAAUUGAAGAGAGCACUGCUGCUAUGGCGGCUGCUGAUGAUUGGGUACUUACUCAGUCUCCAACAGGCACUCGGCAGUCGGGAAGGUCUUUCGUUACAUCUCUUGGUAAUGCAGUCGCUUCCCAACAUAAACUGACCAGCAGUGCCCAUCGGUUCAACUUGAUGGUCCAGGACUUCUUUGAGGAUGUUGCUCCCCUUCUUAGUAUGUUGGGAGGUCAAACACUGGAUUGUGUUUUCCAAGUAUUCAACUCAUAUAUUAACAUGCUUAUAAAGGCAUUGCCAGGUUCUAUGGAAGAAGAAGCAAAUUUUGAAGGUUCUGUUAAUAAAAUUGUCAGAUUGGCCGAGACUGAAGACCAGCAGAUGGCAUUGCUAGCAAAUGCAUCAUUGUUGGCAGAUGAACUGCUGCCACGUUCCGCAAUGAAACUUUAUCCUCUGAGUCAUCCUAGUUAUAAGGAGGACAGAAGAAGGAGACCAGCUGAUAAACCAAAUCGCCACCCUGAGCAAAGAGAAUGGAGGAAGCGCCUUGUGGCUGCUGUUGAUAGGUUGAAAGAUACUUUUUGCCGGCAACAUGCACUUGAUCUCAUUUUCACGGAAGAGGGUGAUAGUCAUCUUACUGCUGAUAUGUACAUCAACAUGGACAAUAACGUGGAGGAGUUAGAAUGGCUUCCUUCCCCAAUAUUCCAGGAACUUUUUGUAAAGCUGAACAGGAUGGCUAGUUUAGCAGCAGACAUGUUCGUGGGGAGGGAAAGAUUCGUGAGUUUACUGUUCAUGAGACUGACCGAGACGGUCAUAUUAUGGCUGUCAGAAGAUCAAAGCUUUUGGGAUGACAUUGAAGAAGGCCCGAGGCCGCUUGGUCCUAUGGGCUUACAGCAGUUCUAUCUCGAUAUGAAGUUCGUCUCGUGCUUCGCCGCCCAAGGACGCUACCUGUCACGAAACUUGAACCGGGUCCUCAACGAGAUCAUUAACAAAGCUGUGGCAGCAUUUUCCAGUACUGGGAUGGAUCCCGACAGGGUGCUACCGGAAGACGAAUGGUUCACCGAAGUAUGCCACGAAGCCAUGGAAAGAUUGAGCGGGAAACCGAAAGCCAUAGAUGGAGAUAGAGAGCUCAACAGUCCGACGGCCUCUGUUUCUGCACAAUCAAUCUCAUCUAUCAGGUCCCAUGGGAGUACCUAAUAAUUUCCCUUCAAAGUCUAACAAAAAACCCCCUCCUGUAAAUUUGAUAAUCGCGGGUAGAAUCGCAUAGCCUGGUUAGACCGAUUCUUUCUUUCUUUUUUCCAUUUGCUCUACUAGUGUGGUUUGUAAAUUUGGUUUUGGGUUGAUUUGUCUGAUAAAUCUGUUGUGCCAAUAUCUGAAUUUGUGGUCUUAACCAACCAUCGUUCAAACCUGUUGUGUUGUCGCUUGCAAGUUGCAACAGAACGCGAUCUACGCAAAUUGCUGGAUAGUGAUGCGAUCUGGCUUCCUGUGAUCUUCAUCUAACACACGUGGGAACUUCAAGUUCCA
This is a messenger RNA of Linum tenue, 2927 nucleotides long. NCBI's taxonomy places the organism in Eukaryota, Viridiplantae, Streptophyta, Magnoliopsida, Malpighiales, Linaceae. The record is from the annotation of a GenBank genome assembly.